Molecule: messenger RNA, 408 nt
Organism: Nanorana parkeri
Lineage: Eukaryota; Metazoa; Chordata; Amphibia; Anura; Dicroglossidae
Product: whey acidic protein-like
Exons: 4
Coding region: 1-408 (135 amino acids)
Cellular component (GO): extracellular region
Molecular function (GO): peptidase inhibitor activity
Source: RefSeq, a predicted model, not a curated record
AUGAAUGCAGUGCUGCUUCUUCUUCUUCUCCUGCCCUCUCUGGGGUACUCCAGAGUCAUUGUGGAUGAACCAGAAUACAUGGUGGUGGAAUCCACGAAAUGUCCUCUGGAUGUGGAUUACCCGAAAUGUGGGCCCGUAAAAGUGGAAGACCAAUGCAAGAAGGACACGGACUGCGAGGGGCGCAGGAAAUGCUGCACUUCCGGCUGUAAGAAGCUCUGCCUCAUGACCCUGAAAGUGAAGUCCGGCCGCUGUCCCUCUUAUGAGCACAGCCUGUGUAACAGUGAGCAGCCAAUACCCCAUGAGUGCCACCGAGAUGACCAGUGUCCCGGCUCACACAAGUGCUGCUACCAGUGCAGGCGACAGUGCACGCUGAUACUGCCGUUUGAACCAACAAAUGGCUUCGAGUAA